Molecule: messenger RNA, 195 nt
Organism: Endocarpon pusillum Z07020
Lineage: Eukaryota; Fungi; Ascomycota; Eurotiomycetes; Verrucariales; Verrucariaceae
Exons: 2
Coding region: 1-195 (64 amino acids)
Source: RefSeq, a predicted model, not a curated record
AUGGCGGACAGCGCCGAGAGCGAACCAGGUCCACGGCUGCGCAGCUGCUGCGCCAAGAAGAAGUCUCCCGAGUUGACUCCUCUGGAGCGAGCCCGGCGGGGAGCAGAGGCCGUGGUGAUGAGGAAUGGCGUUGUGGAGGCCGCCGAGGAACUUGGGCUGGAUCUUGGGAAGUUGUCACCCGGAUCGGUGAAAUGA